UCCCUCCCUCGCACCAUGGCCCCCACCAUCAAUGACCUGCCGGAGCCCAUACUCUCCACCGUCAUCACCUUAGUUUCCGACACCCGGACCAGGAACUCGCUCUCCCUUGUGUGCAAAAAGUUCCUGAGCAUGGAGAGGGCCACGCGCACAUCCCUCACGCUCCGGGGCAACGCCCGUGACCUCCACAGGAUCCCGAUUUGCUUCACGGCAGUCGCCCAGCUCGACCUCUCACACUUAUCCCCAUGGGGCCACACUCUGCUCUCCCCCUCCGCCGCCAACACAAACCCUCUUCUCCUUGCCCAACGCCUCCGUGACGCCUUCCCAUCCGUCACCUCACUCACAGUCUACUCCCGAUCGCCCUGUAUCGUCCAGAUCGUCUCCCAUUUGUGGCCGGGGUUGCGCCGCGUCAAGCUCGUCCGCUGGCAUCAACGGCCCCAAUUACCCCUCGGCGCCGACUUCGAUCCUCUGUUCUUGGCCUGUCAGUCGCUCUCAGAGCUCGACUUGUCAGAGUUCUACUACUGGACGGAGGACCUCCCGCCGGUUCUGGAAUCCUAUCCCAAGGUGGCUCGAUCUCUCACCAAGCUCAAUCUCUUGACGACGUCGUUUACCGAGGGGUUCAAGGCCAACGAGAUCAAAUCCAUCACGGCGGCGUGUCCGAAACUGCAACAUCUCCUGGUGGCGUGUAUGUUCGAUCCGAGAUACGUAGGCUUCGUCGGCGAGGAGGCGCUCUUAUCGAUCUCCACGAACUGUCCGGAGCUCAGAGUCAUUCAUUUGAUCGAUACGACGUCGCUGGCCAACGCCCACGGCGAGCCAGAUGACGACGGUUUCACCGCCGAAGACGCACGGGUCGGGCGCGCGGCGCUAAUCGACUUCUUCUCGGGGCUUCCGCUGCUGGAAGAGUUGGUGCUGGAUGUUUGUAAGAACGUGAGAGACAGUGGGUUGGCGCUGGAGGUGCUCGGGUCCAAAUGCCCCAGGCUGAGGGCGCUCAAGCUGGGCCAGUUCCAUGGGAUUUGCUCGGCGAUUGGGUCCGAGCUCGACGGCAUUGCCUUAUGUGCCGGGCUGGAGUCGCUGUCGAUUAAGAACUGUGCCGAUUUGACGGACAUGGGGUUGAUUGAGAUUGCGAGAGGGUGUUGUAAAUUGGCCAAGUUUGAGGUCCAUGGAUGUAAGAGAAUAACGGUUAAAGGGUUGAGGACGAUGGCCUGUUUGUUGAGGAAGACUUUGGUUGAUGUCAGUAUCUCUUGUUGCAAGAAUUUGGAUGCCGCGGCCUCGUUGCGGGCUCUGGAGCCCAUUCGUGAUCGGAUUCAGCGCCUGCACAUUGAUUGCGUGUGGGAACCGGAGGAUGCUCAUGGCUUUGAUCUGGAUCAAGUAAAUGUCGAUGAUUAUGUUGGUGACGGCAUUGCGGUGAAUCGGAAUGGUGAUGAUGGUGGCGAUUACAUGGACUUGAAUUGGGCAGCCGAGUACGAAAACAGAAGUAGGAAAUGUAAGUUGGGGAUGGAUGGGGAGUGUUCCUAUAUGCCACCAAGCAAUGGCAAUGGCAAUGGAAACGGAAAUGGGUUUUGGUACGGUGAGAGCUGGGAGAGGCUGCAUUAUCUUUCGCUUUGGGUUGGGGUCGGUGAGCUGCUGACUCCGUUGCCGUCGGUGGGUCUCGAUGAUUGCCCCAAUCUUGAGGAGAUUCAGAUUCGGGUUGAAGGGGAUUGCUGGGGAAGGCACAGACCCACGCAGCAAGAUUUCGGGUUGAGCUGCCUCGCAGGCUAUCCUUGCCUGUCCAAGAUGAAGUUGGAUUGUGGUGACACGGUGGGUUAUGCACUGACAGCCCCGCCAGGACAGAUGGACCUUAGCCUCUGGGAGAGGUUCUUCCUGACUGGGAUUGAAAGCUUGUGCCUAACGGAACUCGAUUACUGGCCUCCGCAAGACCGGGACGUAAACCAAAGGAGUCUCUGGCUUCCGGCUGCGGGGCUGCUGUCGGAAUGCGUGACAUUGCGGAAGCUUUUCAUCCACGGCACAGCUCAUGAGCAUUUCAUGAUGUUCCUCGUGAGAAACCCGAGCCUGAGGGAUGUGCAGCUGAGGGAGGACUACUAUCCGGCACCCGAAAAUGAAAUGAGUACGGAGAUGAGAGUGGAUUCGUGUUGUCGAUUCGAAGAUGCACUCAACCUGCGCCCAAUCCCUGAUUGAACAAAUCAAACUAAUGAUAUGUAGUUUAUGAAAUCGGAGAGGAGCAAUGUACGAGUUCCCAACAUCUUGUUCAUGCCUCCCUUUUAACGUUUUUAAUUUUCCAUCAAUUAAUAUCUUGUCAUCGUUCUGCCAAGGCCAAACUCUUUACUAACAUAAAUAACACUUGUCAUUCUCUAA
Molecule: messenger RNA, 2349 nt
Organism: Pyrus x bretschneideri (Chinese white pear)
Lineage: Eukaryota; Viridiplantae; Streptophyta; Magnoliopsida; Rosales; Rosaceae
Product: F-box/LRR-repeat MAX2 homolog A
Exons: 1
Coding region: 16-2172 (718 amino acids)
Biological process (GO): SCF-dependent proteasomal ubiquitin-dependent protein catabolic process
Cellular component (GO): SCF ubiquitin ligase complex
Source: RefSeq, a predicted model, not a curated record